AUGCAGACUGUGUAUACGCGCAGGGAUUUGCAGUUGCCUAAAGAUUUCUCUCUUUGUUUAUUUUCUGUAUCAAAAUUCCGUAGACAAAUUCUUGAUAAUCUCCACAUUCAUUAUUUUGCUUCGAGAGCAGGAAUCAACGAAAAGCAGAUCCGUGAUCCCGAUCCGAAGGAACUUACAAUGAAACUCGCUCAAGCAAAAAUGGAUGUUUUAGUUUAUAUCUUGCCUUAUUUCCAGGCAGUUUUAAAGCGUUCUCACCAUGCACACUCCAUUAUCGUUACUGCGGAUCAGGUAGCAUGGAAGAACGGGAAGAUCUGUGAAAAACCAACCACGGAAGAGCAAUGUCACGCCUAUCUCAAUAGUUACUGCAAUUCCUAUGUGGAACUCUACAGCGCAAUUUGUGUAUUCAAUUCCGAUACGGAAAAACGCUAUACAUGUUGUGAUGUUUCGAGAGUGGAAGUAGUGUCUUAUUCCCCUGCUAAUAAAAAGUUUGCUGAUAUUCCCAUGAGUGUACAAGAUUAUUUGAUCGAAAAGGGAGAUGUCUUCUACUCUUGCGGCGGAAUUACUGUGGAAGACCCCAAGCUACAGCAGUGCAUUACACAUAUCGACGAAAUGGAUCGCGUAGUACUCACUGCUUUCUUUUCAGUCUAG
Messenger RNA from Blastocystis hominis, 648 nucleotides. RefSeq lists its product as hypothetical. The record is from RefSeq and is a predicted model, not a curated record. The transcript has 2 exons. Bases 1 to 648 code for a protein of 215 amino acids. Gene Ontology annotation, molecular function: nucleoside triphosphate diphosphatase activity. NCBI's taxonomy places the organism in Eukaryota, Bigyra, Opalinata, Blastocystidae.